Molecule: messenger RNA, 1068 nt
Organism: Baudoinia panamericana UAMH 10762
Lineage: Eukaryota; Fungi; Ascomycota; Dothideomycetes; Mycosphaerellales; Teratosphaeriaceae
Exons: 4
Coding region: 1-1068 (355 amino acids)
Source: RefSeq, a predicted model, not a curated record
AUGGCCCCCCGGGCAUCAACCAGGUUUCAGAAGUUUACGCUGUCGACAUCCACGCCUAGGGCUACUAACGCGGACAAUGUCCGCUAUGCAGAACCUUCCGGCUCCCUCGAACCGCUCACAAUGGGCUCAGCCCCCGUGCGGCAGUUGCUCGUCAAUCAAGCUCGGGCUAGUCCCCAUUACCAGAACACGUUCCCUGAGCCGACUCUCCCGGCCCUCUAUUUCCACAGCUUCGACCCGAAGAACGAGCUCAAGACCUUGGUGUUUGGCAACUCCCACAAGGCCCCGUCAGUACCAGGCGGACAGGGCACGCUUUUCCGAGAAGUCCAAACCAGAGCGCCUGCGACCGAGUCAAGGUCCGUGGCACUUGCAAUGGCGCAGCAGAGCCAACCCUGGCGGAACUUGUGGCAACCCGUUAUGACCUCUGACAGCGGCACAUACGUGGCUGCCUCGACGAGAGUCUUGAGUUACAUCGUCGGCCGGCGGGAUGAAGUCGAAAAGGGCCAAGCGGAGUUGUUGGUCAACCAAUCUCCUCAACCAUCAGCUCGUGCACACCAGCCGGUCGAACGCGACAUGCGGGAUCGACUUUGCUUGCGACAAGAACGGCAUACAGCACGGCAAAGGCAGGGGUCCGAGAGGAAGCCGGCCGUAUGGGGCUUGAGUCUGCUCGGCCGCGCCCUGAUGGCAGUGCAUCACCGUAUACGCAAGCGUCUGUCAGAUGAUCCUCACUACUUGCAUAGUACCGACCACGCGCCUACGACCCACGUCCUUACCAUCGCGCAACCAGAGUUCGCUUUCAAGUGGGGCGCAUUCGACGUGGCUCGGACUUUGUUGACCUCGCGUGCAGCGUCUCCUACCCGUCGGCGAGCUCGGGAAUACACCCUCGCGGAAACUCGGACCAUUCGCAAUCUGCAACAGCUCCUACGUGCAACCAUGGGAGCUGGGUUCGAGGGCGAACCAUAUCAGAUGGAAAAUGAAUAUGCAGACCUUUUAUGCCGAUACAGAGUGCUCGGCCUGCUGCCAUUUCAUCCAGUGUUAGCGGCCGAUUUUGGCUCCAUAAGAGUUCUCUGA